AUGCGCCGCCGCCUGUGGCUGGGCUUGGUCUGGCUGCUGCUGGCGCAGGAGCCUGACGCCCCAACUGCAUUGCGGAGAGUGCGCAACUACCCGCACCUGGAGGGCGACGUGCGCUGGCGGCGCCUCUUCUCCUCUACCCACUUUUUCCUGCGUGUGGAUCCCACUGGCCGUGUGCAGGGUACCCGCUGGCGCCACAGCCUGGAGAGCGUGGUUGAGAUCCGUUCUGUCCGCGUGGGCGUCGUUGUCAUCAAGGCUGCGUACUCAGGCUUCUAUGUGGCCAUGAACCGCAGGGGCCGCCUCUAUGGGUCGCGGGUCUACACUGUUGACUGCAGGUUCCAGGAGCGCAUCGAGGAGAAUGGCUACAACACCUAUGCAGCACUGCGCUGGCGCCACCAUGGCCAGCCUAUGUUCCUGGCACUAGACAGGAGGGGGGCUCCCCGGCCUGGUGGCCGGACACAGCGGCACCACCUAUCUACCCACUUCCUGCCUGUCCUGGUCUCCUGA
Otolemur garnettii (small-eared galago) is the source of this 504-nucleotide messenger RNA. It is a transcript of the gene FGF22, whose product is annotated as fibroblast growth factor 22. Gene Ontology annotation, molecular function: growth factor activity; fibroblast growth factor receptor binding. The record is from RefSeq and is a predicted model, not a curated record. Bases 1 to 504 code for a protein of 167 amino acids. Gene Ontology annotation, biological process: cell differentiation; positive regulation of protein phosphorylation; animal organ morphogenesis. Gene Ontology annotation, cellular component: cytoplasm. NCBI's taxonomy places the organism in Eukaryota, Metazoa, Chordata, Mammalia, Primates, Galagidae. The transcript has 3 exons.